This is a messenger RNA of Coregonus clupeaformis (lake whitefish), 1022 nucleotides long. Its product is annotated as rhomboid domain-containing protein 2-like. The record is from RefSeq and is a predicted model, not a curated record. Lineage: Eukaryota; Metazoa; Chordata; Actinopteri; Salmoniformes; Salmonidae. The transcript has 3 exons. The coding region runs from base 202 to 1002 and encodes 266 amino acids.
CCAGCUACUCCCUCAGUAUUGGGGUUCUGGUGCCCCUCUGUGGAGGCAUUGAGAAGAGUGUGGGCACUGUUCGGUUCCUCCUCAUGUUUCUGCUGCUCUCUAUCAGCACAGGGGUGUUGUACACCAUACUGGGUCUGCUACUGUUUGGUGCAUCUGCCCAGAACCAGGUGGAGGGGGUUCAUUCCAGUGUCCCUCUCCCUUAUGGGUAUGGCCACAGUGCACUCCCGUAUGGUUAAGGGCUUUCUUUUCGGGGUCACUGUACCCAUGUUAGCCCUGCCCUGGCUGUUUCUGUUCAUCAUAACACUUUUGGUCCCACACACUGUCUUCCUUUGCAAUGCCAUCGCCAUCAUCGCAGGGGGGAUCUACGGAAAGGGCUGGCUCUCACUUCUGGACAUGUCCGAUGCCAGGGCAUCAGUGCUGGACAAGAAGAUGCCUUUCAGGCUGCUGAGGAACAUUGGUGUCCUGUAUGUCCCUGCAUCAACAGAGGAGAGAAGGAAGACGGUCCACCCACCAAUCAUUCCAACCCCAGGCUCCUACCCAGUCCAAGCCUACGCUCCAGUGUCCUUUACCUCCAACCUACAGGCUACCGAGACCACACCAAAGACAUUUGAAGGCUGGGCCCACUCCUACUAUACACAGGGGAGCCCUGUUCAGCUCUCAGGUUAUUACGGACACAACCAUGGAUAUGGCCUCAAGCAUAGCUUUGGGCCAAGUCACGGACAUAGUCACGAACAUGGACACAGCUGCAGCCACAGCCAAGGUUAUGGACAUAGUCACGAACACAGCUUCGGCCAUGGACUCAGUCAUGGGCAUGCAUCUGCCUCUCAAACCAGCAGUCACUGGGCUCCAGUGGCUCAACAUCCACAUUCUCAACAUUCCCACCUCAGUCCACUGUCUGUGUCUGUCAGUGCCCCCCAGAGUUUCACAGCAAAGAUGCCGGAGUCACUGCCAGAAUCUGUGAUGGUUCACCCAGGAGCACCUGUGUCUUCACUGACAGAUUGAUGACUUCAAUCCGUAACGGC